UCUUUGUUACAAACAUGGCCGCUCGCAUGUGAAUGUCAUGCCACCUUAAUCUACUCCCUGAAUCAGCUCAGUUAUAGUACAAUUACGUUGAAACUGACAUGUAUACGGCAUCUUGUGGAGCUGCGGUUUUAUUCACGUGAGACAGCGGAGGAUCCGGGAAACUAUAGCUUGAUCCAUUAGUUGAUUAGCUCUCCAUGUUAGCAUUUUAGCUAACCAGCAGCUAUAACUACAGACGGAGUCAUGAUGGAUCCUGACCAACAGCUGAGAAAUCUGCGGGAUUUCCUCCUGGUUUACAACCGCAUGACUGAAAUCUGCUUCCAGCGAUGCAGCAGCAACUUCAACUACAGAAACCUCACCAUGGACGAGGAGCGCUGUGUGGACAGCUGUGCGGGGAAGCUGAUUCGCUCUAACCACCGCCUGAUGGGCACCUACGUGCAGCUGAUGCCUCGGAUGGUACAACGAAGGAUGGAGGAGAUGGAGAGCAAAACUGCAGAAUAUGCCAAGGCAGCAGAAGCAUCUGCGGCUGCAUCUAUGGUGCCUCCUGCCACAGAGGCUGUGGUACCUCCUGCCACAGAGGCCUCACCAGCAUCUCAAACACCCAUCACCUCAUCUCCAUCCCCACAAGUACCUCCACUGGUGGAUCGGGCUUUUACCUCAAUGAUUGAUGUCGAAGCGGAAGCCCACAGCUCAGUCCUAAAGCCAGCAGGAUUAGAUAUUCCAGUCGAGCUCAGUGCUGCUCAGUCUGCAUCCACAGCAGCCACUGAAGUCAAAUUAUCAGCUGCUGCACCACUCACACCUGCGACUGAAGCAGUGAAUCUCUCCCAGCUUAAUGACGCUGGAAAUGGACUAUCUUAUUCAGCAAGCUUUCCUCAGCCGCCAAUAGCUGGUGCCCAAAUUGAGUCUGAGAUCCCGGCGGCUGUGUUAAUGCCAUCUAAACCUCUGUCUUUAUCAGGAGAUGUGCCUGCGGCAACAGCAGCUGCACCUACAGUGUCUAAAUCCAUCGAGAGCCUGUCAGGCCAACAGAGAGCCCCAGAGGUUCCCCCAACGUCAGGCCAAUGAUGAGGCCCAGUCUGGGUCUGUCUCAGAUGGUCAGACUGUUAACAAACCCAGCACAAACAACCCACGUCUGAUGACUCAUUGCUGGCUGUCCCAAAUGUGACAUUCUCCGUAUUGCUGAGAAGAAUAGCUGAUUAAUAGCAUAAAUACAUAAAUUAUGGAAUAGAUCAACUUUUAACAACUGUUAAACAUGAUAUCAUCAUGCCAUAUAACCUUCUGUUUCUUAAAUGUGAGCAUCUGAUGCUUUUCUGUUUUCAUAUUGUGAAAAUCUUUGAGGUUUUUCACUAUUUGUUUUACAAUAUUAGCAACUUGAAGACCUCACUUUAGACUCUAUUAACUUGUGCAGGCAUUGUCAGUAUGUUUGACGUCGCUGUAACGGUGUAUGCGGGGGUAUGUGUGUGUAAUGAUUUUAGUGAUGGUGCGGGAUAUUGCCAGCUCCAAAAGGACUUAAAUCUGAUGACACCCUGAUGACACUCAGUCAGUUCUGAAAGAUGACACAGUAAAUUAAGAAAUUAGAAAAUCUCCAACAAUAAUA
Molecule: messenger RNA, 1591 nt
Organism: Epinephelus fuscoguttatus (brown-marbled grouper)
Lineage: Eukaryota; Metazoa; Chordata; Actinopteri; Perciformes; Serranidae
Gene: timm10b
Product: translocase of inner mitochondrial membrane 10 homolog B (yeast)
Exons: 3
Coding region: 241-1059 (272 amino acids)
Cellular component (GO): mitochondrial intermembrane space chaperone complex
Source: RefSeq, a predicted model, not a curated record